Paramecium pentaurelia is the source of this 2236-nucleotide messenger RNA. The record is from the annotation of a GenBank genome assembly. Lineage: Eukaryota; Ciliophora; Oligohymenophorea; Peniculida; Parameciidae.
AUGAUAAGAUAAAGAUCAGUUAGUCAGAAUUCAAAAACCUUAGAGUAUGAUUAGAUAAGAGAUAUAAAAACAUCAUAGUUCCAUAGAAAGAUAGUGGUAAUAAGAUUUCCUAUUAUUGUAGCCUUUGCAUUAAGAAAAUAGUAUGUUAAAAGAUAGAUUACACAAAAUGAAAUUUUAAGUGGAAGACAAUUUGUAACUAGUGAUAGAUGAAUUAGAUAAAGAUUUAUAGUUAAAGGCUAAACUUAUAGAUUUCUAAUAGUUAUUUGGAUUGAUAAAGGUGUAAAUAAGUAAAGAUCAUGAGAAAAUUGAUUCCUUAUAAGAAUAAAUAGAGAGACUUUAAUUUAACUUAAAUCAAAGUGCUGAAUAAAGAGAAGAUGAGUGUUAAAUGUAUUAAUAAUCUUAAGCUACUUUAAAUGAAUAGUUUUAAAAGGAAAAGUAACUAUUUCGUAGUGAGAAACUAUCGUUGGAUGAAUAAAUCAAAGUACUAACUUAUUAGAAUUACGAGAAGGAAUAGGAAUUGGAUUAGAUGAAGAAAUAGUUACAAUGGGAGUUAGAUUAGAAUUAGGAACUCAUUUAAAAAGUUGAGAGAACAAAGAAGUUAGAUUAAGAAUUAAAGGAUAAAUAAGUAUAAUAUGAAACAACGAUAUAAAAAUUAAAUUCUUAGAUUGAGACUGAUAAUUAGGUAUUUAAGAAUGAAUUGGAAUUAUAAUAAUAAAAGUUAGAAUCAAAAUAUAAAUAAAUGAUAUAGGAAAAUAAGUAAUUGACUUAAUAAGUAUCAGAGAUGAAAUAAAAUAUUAAUCAAUUAAAAUAAUAAAAAGAAUCUAUGGAAAAAACAUUAGAAACAAAUAAUUAGAAAAUGAAGGAUAUGAAAACUGGAGUUAUUUCAGAUAAAUAAUAGAUAUCAAAAAAUGAAAAAACAAUUGAGGAAUUAUAAACAGAAUUAACAUUUUAUAAAAAUAAGGUGUCAUUAGAUGAAAAAAGGGAAAUAAAAUUAAAAUAAUAAUUGACUUAAUAAGAAGAUCAAAUUUAAGAAUUAUUAUAAGUCAAGAAUUAAUAUAAUAAUUUAAGAAAAGCAUUAUAAUAAGAACAUCUUGUUGAAAUAGAAAAAAUUAAUAUAUAACAUAAUUAAUAACUUAAAAGUUUAAAUGAAUAAAUUUAAAUUCAAAGAGUAAAAUAUGAAAAAUUACUUGGUAAAAAGGUAGAUAUAAAAGAAAUUGCUCAAUAUUAAUAAAAAGAUUUUUAAUAAUAAUAUGAAGAUCCAAUUCAUAUAUAAUAUGUUGAAAAUUUAGAAUUGAAGAUUGAAAAUUAAAAUUAACAAAUAAAAUAAUUAGAAUAAAAUAUUAUUAAUAUUAAUGAAGAAUAUAAAAAAGAAAUAUAAUUAAUGUAAAAUUAAUUUGCUUAAGAAAAAUAAAUUCUUAUUAUUUAACAAAAAUAAGAUUUAUAAAGAUAAUUAGCAGAAUUUGAAGAAUUUAAAAAUAAAUUAUUAAGUGAUUAUAAUUAUAGAACUUAAUUAUUAUCUUAAUAAUUCUCCUUUUAAUUAGAUUAAUAAAAAUAAGAAUAAAAAUAAUUAUAAUAGAUUAUAGAUUAAUCUAAAUUAAGUAGUGAUGAAAAGACUAAAUUAUUAGAAAUAGCUUCAGAAGAGAUUAUGAAUUUGAGAAAGAAAUAUGAUCAUGAUAUCUAUGAGGAAAGAAAUACAUAAAGAUAAAUGAAACAUGAAUUUGAAUCUACUAUUUAAUAAAAUUAAUCAGAUCAUCAAAAAUAAUUAGAUAUUCUAAAAAGAGAAAUUGAAAAUUUAAAAUUAUCAUUAUCUGACUAUCAAAAUAGAGAUUAGAUAUCUAAAUAAAAAAUAUCAGAAUUAUAAAAUGAAUAAAAAUAAGAUAAAUUGAAUAUAAAUUAAUUAGAAUAUUAAUUAAGUAAAAGAUAAAAUGAAAUUUAAAAAUUAAAUGAAACUAUUAGAGGACUAAAUGUUCGCAUAUCUACAUUAUUAUUAGAAGUAGAAAAUACUAAAAAAACAUAUAAUAUAUUUGCACCUUCUACAUCAAAUUCAUCACAUUAUAAUUUGAAAAAACUAGAAUUAGAAAUACCAGUAGAUCUAAGUUAAUAAUAAAGACAUUCAUCUUCUGAAUUAAAAUUUAAACCUGAACUUUUGAUCCAGGAAAUUGGUAAAAAGUCUAAUAGAAAUAGAUCAUAAUAAGGAUCUAGGUAAUAUCAAAUAAGAUAGAUGCCACAAGUAUGA